Molecule: messenger RNA, 810 nt
Organism: Symbiodinium sp. CCMP2456
Lineage: Eukaryota; Dinophyceae; Suessiales; Symbiodiniaceae
Source: the annotation of a GenBank genome assembly
AUGUCCUCGCCGGCGUCCGGAGAUCUUGCUCCACGUGUGGACUGUCUCGAACGUGAAGUCAACGUGGCCAUCGCGGCUCGCCUCGAGAAGCUUGAAAAAGAGGUCUUUGCUGUGUCGUCUAGGCUGCAGAUGAAUCAGCUCGACUUGGACCCGAAGGGCCUUACCCCUCCAAGCAGAAGUGGCAUGAUCGGCGUGAUCAAGGCUGACCCCAAGAGGGCUAUCGAGAGGCUGGACAGCAAACUGGAUGAUGCCGUGCACCAGCUCACGGAGCAGGUCCAACAGCUGCGAUCAGUGACGAGUGAACGAUUCCGCGAAACAGAACAGAAGAUCGCGGACUGUGAAGCUGCCUUGACAGAAGUCUGUGCACCGCAUGGGAGAGAUAUAAGGCUCGUACAGACUGACCUACAGGACUGUUUGCCGAUAGGCACUGCACAACUUGCAAAGACUGCAAGCAGAAGCCCAGACAGUAGUUGGCAGGGGCGACUCGAGCGACUGGGUGCGUCUAGGAACUCCUCACCCAAAACUCGGCCACUUUGCCGUCGGCGUGGUUGGGCUUCUGGAGCUUUUCGGACUGCCCCAGCUAGCCCCUCCGUCCAACCACUCCAAACUGAAAGUGUCGACUUCUUUGCGCCACGUGCUGCUGCAGCACUCCCUGAUGCCAAUAUCCAAGAGCUGGUCCACAGGGUUUCAGAGAUGCAGCGCGAGACCGUGCCAAGCUUCGCAGAUGCGUGGGAUGUUUCGGACCGAACAGAAAGAGAUCUCAAUGUUGAGUCUUCACCGAUUGAUACAGAUGACAUGGAUGUAUGGUAG